CAAAGAAAAAGAGGUUAUGUUGUGUGAUGUGUCAACGGCAACGCUUUUAAGUUGUUUAUUUGAUCUAAAAUAAUAAUGAAAAUAUAAGUUUUUUUUAUGUUAUUUGUGACUGACAACAACUUGAGCAAUGGCUGUCGUAAUAGAAACAACAUUAGGCGAUAUUACUGUUGAUCUAUACUUGGACCAAAGGCCUGUUACAUGUCUCAACUUUUUGAAGCUUUGCAAGAUGAAAUACUACAAUUUCAACCUAUUUCACAGUAUAAGGAGUGGUUUCAUAGCUCAAACAGGUGACCCUACUGGUGAAGGUUCCGGAGGUCAAUCGAUAUUCGGUCUGUUAGAAGGUCCAACGAAGCGAUUCUUUUCUGGUGAAAAGAUGCCGAAAAUUCGUCAUACCAAUGCAGGUUUGCUGUCAAUGGUAUGCUCAGAGGACAUGAUGGUAGGCUCACAAUUCUUCUUUACCCUUGCGCCUGAUUUGGAUUCACUAGAUGGUGUUCAUUGCGUCAUUGGUGAAGUGACUGAGGGGCACGAAGUUUUACGAAAAUUAAAUGAGGUUAUUUGUGAUGAUGGCCAUCGUCCCUACCAAGAUGUUCGUAUUACCCAUACAGUAAUUCUUGAAGACCCAUUUAAUGACCCAGCUGGAUUCAGAGCACCAUCCAGGUCACCAUCGCCCAGUGCGGAAAGAUUGAAAGGUGGAAGAAUUGCACCAGAUGAAGAAAUAGAUGAAACUCAUGGGAAAUCAGCUGAAGAAGUCCAAGAAAUGAUUGAAGAAAAGGAGGCCAAAGCAAGAGCAACUAUUUUGGAAAUAGUAGGAGACAUCCCUGAUGCUGACAUUGCACCUCCUGAAAAUGUGCUCUUUGUUUGUAAGCUCAACCCUGUCACAACCGAUGAAGACUUAGAAAUCAUAUUCAGCCGCUUUGGUGAGAUAGUAAGUUGUGAGGUUAUAAGGGACAAGAAAACGGGAGAUUCAUUGCAAUAUGCUUUUAUUGAAUUUACAAAUAAAAAAUCAUGUGAAGAUGCUUAUUUCAAAAUGGACAAUGUCUUGAUUGAUGAUAGAAGGAUUCAUGUAGAUUUCUCACAAUCAGUGUCCAAGAUGAGAUAUUUAGGAAAAGGAAGAGGUGUGAAAUAUCUUGAUGAAAAUGAUAAAAACUUCAAAAAUAAUAAUAUUAAUGAGAGUAGAAAUGCUUCACAAAAGAAAUAUAAGGAUAGAGAUAAUAAAAAUUAUGAUACUGAUAAACAUAAACAACAAAAUCAUGAAAAUAGAACUAGUAAUAGAGAAAAGAAACAACCAAAUCUCAGGGACUCAAAUAAUCGUAGAGGUAGAAGUAGGAGUAGAAGCCAAUCUAGAAAAAAGAGACCAACCUCAAGAGAUAAAAGGCAUGUUAAAGAUAAUAAUGAAAAUGAUUCAAAGCACCGUGAAUAUUCAAAACAAGGUGCUAUUAAUGACAAAGAACACAGACAUAGAGAACGCAAUUAUCACUCACACCAUACUCAACAUACUCCAGAAAGAAUUGAUCACUCAGAUAAAGCUGAAUCUCCAAAAAGAAGACAAAUAGACAUUUCAAAAUCUGAAAGACAUAAACCAGUUACUGAAAAAUAUAGCAGAAGAGAAAUUGAAAGUAACUCUAAUGGAGAGAUUAGAGAUUCAAAAGAUUAUAAGAAGAAAACUCCAAAGAGAGUUCAAGAUGAUGACUCAGACACAGCUAUUGCUAGUAAAAAGAUUAAAAGACAUGACUGCAAAGAGCAAGUAAAAAAGCCAGAAUCCAAAAAGACAACAUCAAUUCAAAAGAAGCCUGUGGAGAAAAAAAAGAAAAAGAAAAAGAUUGUUAAAAAACGCAGGCAAGAUUCCACUUCAUCAUCAGAUACUGAUUCGUCAGAGACUAGUUCAUCUAGUGAUACAAGUACAUCUAGUGAGGAUAGUAGAAAGAAAAGGAGAACUAAAAAGCGUAGAAGGAGACAUUCUUCAACCAGUAGUAGCAGUGACUCUAGUGAUUCCUCAUCAAGUUCAUCAUCAAGUUCAUGUUCCAGCUCUACCAGCUCUAGUUCUGAUAGUGAACCUAGAAAAAGAAAGAGAACAAAAAAACAACCUCAAAAAGUCAUUAAAAAGUCAAAAAAAAGAUCAUAGCAUAGCGCUUAUCAAUAUUAUAAAACUGUAGUUACAAAACACUUGUGUUCAAUGUAGGAUAUGAUUUCUGUAUUUUUUAUUUUAUUUUAAACAGUUUUUUGCUCUUGUAAGCAAUCUAUAUUUUAAUUCUAUAAAUCACAAUUGCAAUACUUUAAAGUUUGUUUUGUUGCUUUCUCUAUCAAAAAGAAAAGAAAUAAGAGCAAUAAUGAUAACUAUGACACUUGAUGUGCCAUUAUUUUUAAAUUAUAGUCAAUUGGAUUAUUCAAUGCUACUUGUAACAAUAAUGUCCUCCUUUUUUUUUUAAAUGUAUAAACAAAGUUUUUUUCACAAUCUGUACCUAAUCUACAAGUUUACUUAUUUGUUUAUUGUGAACUGGAUGGGUGGAAUAUGGGUUCAUUGUAAUGAUUUAAGUAUACAUUUUAUGUUCAUCGUUUUUGUCUUAAAUGGUCUAGGUAAUAAGGAAUUAUAUAUUAGAACAAUUGUUAGUACAAAACUUUAAUGCCUAAUAAAUUGCUUGAAAUAAGGGCAUGUUUUUGAUAAAAAAUGUACUUGCACACAAUGCAAAUAUUUAAUUAUACACUCAUGUUUUGCUAUUGAAUAAACAUUAAUAUAUAUCAUAUUUGAACACAAGUUGACUUUAAUAUUUGUGUUUACUUUAAUAUUUACAGUACUGCCCAAAAAAUGGAGUAUUUUGUUUUCAUGAUUCAUGUAUGAACAUUAAUUAAAGUGUUGUAAAUUUUUAAGAAACAAGUAACUUUGGUCUAUUUCUGAUUUGAUAAUGAAAUUUGACAUUUAAAAUAUGAAACCAAAUCUUAUUGGUUACUCUAAUACCAAGAAAUUGAUUGAUUUCCUUAGUUAUUUAUUAAUUUUAUUUAAUUUUAAGAAGUCUUUAUAUCUUAUUUCAUUAAAUCCAUACUUAUUACCUGC
Plodia interpunctella (Indianmeal moth) is the source of this 3049-nucleotide messenger RNA. RefSeq lists its product as uncharacterized. Gene Ontology annotation, biological process: protein peptidyl-prolyl isomerization. Lineage: Eukaryota; Metazoa; Arthropoda; Insecta; Lepidoptera; Pyralidae. Bases 128 to 2122 code for a protein of 664 amino acids. The record is from RefSeq and is a predicted model, not a curated record. The transcript has a single exon. Gene Ontology annotation, cellular component: nucleus. Gene Ontology annotation, molecular function: RNA binding; peptidyl-prolyl cis-trans isomerase activity.